AUGAAGUUCACUAUAAUCGUAUUUGUGUGCCUUUUGGCCUUUGCAUUGGCCGGACACUAUGAGAGCCAUGGUCAUCAUGAAGAUCACGGUCGUCACGAUUACGGCCACGGUCACAUUGAUGACCAUGGUCAUGGUCAUGAAAGUCAUGGCCACCAUGAUGAUCACGAUGAACAUCAAAAUCAACAUCAAGACGAUCAUGACGAACAUGGACAUCAUGACUUCCACGGUCAUCAUGACGAUCAUGAACAUCAUGAGGUUCAAGGCCACGAAUAUGAUCAUGUCCAUUUCGAUGAUCAUGGCCAUCACAAGGAGCAUGUGGGUGAUCUUAAGAAGUAUGUUCGCGUCAGUCCAGUGGUUGAUAAGAAGAAAGUUGAUGUUGGUGCCGACAAACAUGAUUACCACGGCAAACACGGAAAACAAGCCUAG
Messenger RNA from Musca domestica (house fly), 426 nucleotides. Its product is annotated as antifungal protein. Lineage: Eukaryota; Metazoa; Arthropoda; Insecta; Diptera; Muscidae. The record is from RefSeq and is a predicted model, not a curated record. Bases 1 to 426 code for a protein of 141 amino acids. The transcript has 2 exons.